CGUCGACGAAGGAAUCGACGAUCGACACCUUCCUCACCGCGAACCCCGCGUGUUAUGUGCCCGUGACCCACACGCCGCAUCUGCCCGUGACCCACGCGCGAAAUGACCGGUUGGACCAAGAGGAAAGCCCUGUUCCUCGGCAUCUUCAUCGGCUUCCUCUUCUUUUCCAUUUUUAAACUCUCUGACGUGCCUCUCACCACACUGUCGUAUCUGCAGAAGGAGGAGGAAUUGGAAACAAAUCAGACGAAAAAUCAAGAUGAAGUGCUCCUCCGGGAGGAGACGCUUUAUCCAGGUCCGUUUCACCUUCAAUAUUCCAUUAUUUUCACCCUUCAUAAAAGUGUUCCAUGCACAGGGGAAGUGAACGCGACGUUGGCGGAGGAGAUAUCGAAGAAAGUGAGGGUCCUGUGCUGGGUGAUGACCCAGCCGGAGAAUCACCGGAAGAAGGCCAGACACGUGAAGGCCACGUGGGGGAAGCGCUGCAAC
This is a messenger RNA of Darwinula stevensoni, 483 nucleotides long. The record is from the annotation of a GenBank genome assembly. NCBI's taxonomy places the organism in Eukaryota, Metazoa, Arthropoda, Ostracoda, Podocopida, Darwinulidae.